AUGGCCUCCACCGACAUCGCCGCUAAGAAGCACAUCUUUCCUUUCUUCCGUUUGCCAGGCGAGCUCCGCGACAACAUCUACGACUGCUGCGACGACUAUGAGCCAGACUAUGGAUACAUGCUCUUCGUCAUGAAGUUUUGCACUCACGUAUACGUGUGCCUGAAAGGCGGCUUCGUGACAGAUCUUCUUCUCAUCAACAAGCAGUUCACUGCCGAGUAUCGAAGCCACAAGCAGCGACAUAGGUACCUAAGUAUCUCUAAGCGACCUUGUCUCGCCAGGGGUGAUCUUUUCCAUGUCAUGGACGAGGAGCGCCUUCCUCGCCUUGCGCAAAAUAUUGCAAGGGUCGAGUUCAGCAUCGAUGCGUAUGCCGGUCAGCUAGCCGAGGAUACGGACGAGGAAUGGGCCUGGAUACAGCAUAUGCUAGAGAAGAUGCUGCCGAAGAUCCAAGUGGGUCAGAUCACCGUCCGGGCACACAUGAAUAACUGCAUUAACAAUCACACCCCUGAAACUCUGGAGCAAUUGUGGAGCAAGGAUGGCAAGGACGGCAAGGAUGCCUUGGAAGUGUUCACCAGUACCGGAGUCGCGUCGGUAAAGGUCUGCUCGUUCUUCGAUCAGAGCUACACAGGAUUCGGCUGUCCGAGGAAUGUCGUGUGGAAGGAGAUUGGUAGUUGA
Messenger RNA from Fulvia fulva, 672 nucleotides. RefSeq lists its product as uncharacterized. Bases 1 to 672 code for a protein of 223 amino acids. NCBI's taxonomy places the organism in Eukaryota, Fungi, Ascomycota, Dothideomycetes, Mycosphaerellales, Mycosphaerellaceae. The record is from RefSeq and is a predicted model, not a curated record. The transcript has a single exon.